Molecule: messenger RNA, 1805 nt
Organism: Periconia digitata
Lineage: Eukaryota; Fungi; Ascomycota; Dothideomycetes; Pleosporales; Periconiaceae
Source: the annotation of a GenBank genome assembly
CUAUCUCGAUUCUCCCCCAUCUUCCUCAUCUCCCUCACCCUCCCGAACUCCAUUAUGGACAAGCCUUCCAUAAGAGACUCUCUCUUUCAUUCAGUUCUCAAUGUCGCUGGUAGAGCUCUACCGUCACCAACAGAAGCUCAGAGAACUAUAUACAGCGAUUUCAUUCGGGUUACUUUGGAAAAAGAGAGAGAUUACUGUCCCCUCCGUGCUCUAGUCUACGUGCACAAGUGCAUUGCCCAUGGGGGUGAAGGGGACGUUAUAACGCAUUUAGACUGGCAUGGAGGUGCUUUUACUACUGGAAGCCCCGAUUUUCUACCCUGGCUGCGACCUCACUAUCGUCACCUCCAUACCGAUACCACAAUCGUUAUCAGCCCAUACUAUCCACUUAUGGACUCGCGGGAGAAAGAGAGGAGCUACGGCCAAACCCUCUACAGUUACGCAGACGACAUUCUUGAGUGGGUCUGUUCCGGGGCACUCUUCUGCCGUCUUCGAGAAAUGAUUCCUCAACUCGUCGCCACUAUACAACAAGGUUACAUACACCUCUUGUCAGGGGAGAGUGCUGGCGCAAAUCUAGCCGGAUACUGCUGGAUGUCACCGAAAUGUCCUCAGAUUAAGACAAUGUACUUGCAAUCCGGAAUGUAUCGCAACUACUGCAGAACACCAGGACACGAUUAUAUGGGCAGAAAAGUUCACUUGGGUGAGAUUGAGAGACUUGCAUCAGAUCUCUUGUUGUCUAUAUUUGCUGGAGGCCCGAGUGAGGCACGAAUGGGAGAUGCCCCCCCUGGAGGAAUGGGAUCUGCGUACCUGCUCUCUUCAGCACUCAUACCAGUAGUCGUUAACGGUGCACCAGGAAAACUCCAAUCACUCUGGCAGUUGUUGUUCCAGGAACCAGACCUCAUCCAGCGACUUCGGAACUAUCAGGGAUUGGAUAAUAACGAGGAGAUGGUCAUACCUACUAGCCAGGAAAGCAAAAGGGUAAUCGUUGAUCCGAAAACGAUUGUCGAUCGUCUGGAUAAUGCUCCUGCGAGACUGCAUGAUUUCGGCAUUGCAUAUCUUCCUGAGCUCAACGCUUUCGGAUACAGUCAGGCGAUUCCUCUUCAGAGUCUCCCAGUCUCUGCCCCGGAUAUGUUCAUUACACAUGGUGACGAGGAUACAAACUGCAAUAUUGACGAUUCAUUGCAAUGGGAAUCCAAUGUACGGCGUGUGUGCCCCCAAGCUCACGUUACGCGAUUUAUAGCCCGAGGGAAAGGACAUGCUUUUGCGUAUUAUCAGAAUGACGAGUGGCUCCAGUCAGUGACAAACGAGAUCAUGAAAUCAGUGCGUUCAUAGUCUAUUUGAUUUGAUAGUUGAGAGCAGUAUUGACUACAAUUCAUUCUUUUCUUGCGCUACUAUAUGAGACCUUGUUAAACCUGUUGUUAAACCUGUUGUUAAACCUGUUGUUAAACCUGUUGUUAAACCUGUGCUAUUCCAAACGUAAAAUCCCCUAAUCUGCAGAUACUAUCUCCACGGACUCAAGUAUUCCAGUACACUCAGCUGCCACACCCUCCAUAUUAUUAUCCGUAUUGGCGUUUAGUUCAAACCUCGACGAGUUUCGGCUCUCAUCGUCGAUGGACCCAUCAUCUGAGCGCCACGAAGAAUACGGUGGCGGAGAACACGCGGUUGAUCGAUAUCUUCGAUUAUAUGGGCGGUCUUCGCCCCAGUUGAAGACAAAUCGGCGCAAUCGGGUGGCAAAACUUGGCCUAGGACGUUCGCGAGUAGUAUUUGGGUGGCUGAAAACAAUGAAAAUGCACAUAGCUUGUUUGUUU